AUGAGUACAACCUCCACGGCAGUACGACGGAAACCGGUACCUGCGCAUUCAUGGCCGGCUUCACCUGAAGAGCACUCUAGUACGGCAAAAAAUCAACCUGUUUCUGAGGGUGACAAUGCUCAUAUUCCCAGCGAGACAAACGAGACACUCACGGUGGAACCUAAACGGGCGAAGACAAUUCCACCCGUCCUCAAAGAACAAUCGCCUGAAUCCAGGUCGAGAUCGGUCUCCACCUGGAACCCCGGAGCUCUUCACUGGCUCACUCUUGUGUCGUUCUUUGCCGUCUAUGUAAUGAUGCUUGCAACCACCAUUGUCUUAUUCGAAGUUUCGCGAUCGAAUGCAGGGCUCGCCACGUCCAAAAGCUCUCAUCACUACGCCUGGACAUACGGCCCGAUGGCCGUACUAGUGCUUGUUGCAGGAGCAUGGCAUCAAGUGGAUUAUCAAUGUCGAAUGCUGGCCCCCUGGCUGUCAUUGACAACUGGUCCAAAGCCAGCAGCAAACACAUUGCUUCUCGAUUACAUAUCGCCGAUUCCUCCCAUCGCCUGCUUCCGCGCCGCGCAAAACCGCGACUGGGCUGCGGCGGCUAGUUCUGCGGCUGGAAUGCUUUUGGACCUUGCUUUGGUCUUCUCCACAGCUUUAUUGAUUUUGAUACCGGUAACGCGGACCGUGACUGAUGACGAUAUUCCCCUCAGUUCGAUUUUCUCGAGCCAAAACGUUGUCAACUACAGCGGUGACCCGGCGGCAGUGAUGAGCUACUGGGCCACCAUCGACCGUGGACUUGGGUUGCCUUAUGGCUCGACCAAUUCUACCGCUUUCAACCCUAUCAAUUCGAGUUUCAACAGCUUACGGAAUGAAUCUCUGGUUGCCCAAGUGCCUAUGUUUGUGCCAAAACUGCAGUGCGAGGUCGCUGAUCUCAACUUUACGAUCGGGCACACACAGGGUUGGCACACUGACAGUCCCGAGUUGGACGCAGAGCUCCUUUUCGCGAUAUCCCAGUCUACUUCGUCCUGCCAGACAAUGAGCAUGGAAAACGGAGGUCCGAACAUGCUUCAAGAUGUCGUACCACCGAGAAUCUUGACCGGCAUCCUGGGAGACGCAGCUGUCUGCGAGAAUCUCAGUGUUGGAUACGUGGCUCCAUGGACUUGGACAGUGCUGGAUAUGAGAUACACGCAAAUCUUUGGACCCUCUCAAAACGAUACCUUGAAUGUUACCAUGUGGCACGCUGAGUUAGCCAACGCUACCAGCAUUAUGUGCUACCCCAGCUAUGCCAUACACUUGGCUCGCGUCACGUCUGACACGAACCCGAACAAAAUGGUUGCCCUAGAACUUGAUGACAGUUCUCCGCCUGCGUACAUUGAUGGCUUCAACAACUCGCAAUUCAGCACCGCACUCUCACUUGCACUGGACCCUUUGUUUCAGACUCUUCCUCUAAAAUGGAAACCUCUUGAUCUUACCCAGCAGACAAGUGACAGCGCUGGCUUUACACUCAUGUCCAUGUUGCAACCAGAUACUACUAUUGAGAAGUUCCUUGAUGCCAAUGAGAUGGCGAAUGCGGCAGAAACGGUGUUCAAUGGCAUUGCGGCGCAGUUCGCAAAUAUCGAGCUUUCUAUUCCGUCCACUGCCUCUGUCAAUGGCUCGAGGCAAUUCUCUGAACUUCGAAUCGUUGUCAAAGGGAUGCCAGUAAUUGUGUUAUCAGUGUGCUUUGGACUGCUGGCGAUUCUUUCCAUUGUCAUUCUGAUGGUACGACCGCAGGGAGUGGUUCCAAGAUCUCCUCGAUCUUUGAUGGCGAAUGCACUCUUGAUGCAAGAAAGCCCUGAUAUUCGACAGAGGCUUUCCUUCUGUGGCAAGCUUUCCGACUCUGACCUCAAGCUCUCACUGCUCGGGUUCAAUUAUCGCUCCGAGUGCAUAGCUAGCAAAGUCGUUCAGGAAACGACCUCGACAAGUGGCGUACCGCCUGCUCUUUUGAACUCCUUUGAUUGGUGGCGGCCUUUUGCGUCGAGGCUUUACUUUACUCUUGUCAUCGUCGUCAUCCUCUGUGGAUUGAUUGCUGGCUUGCAAGUCGUUGAACAUUUCUCCCAUGAAGCCCGCGGAUUUCUAUAUCUUAGCGCGAGUGGCGCGGCCGCAAGGAGGUGGUCUUCCAUCGUCCCAACCGCAGUGAUGGUUCUUACCAAGCUCGCCAUACAUUCCAGUGGUGGUACGCUCCUCCUUUUCGUUCCGUUCGCUAUGCUGAAACAAGCACGUACAUCCUCCUGGAGGGCUUCUAAAUGGAGUCCGAUGGGUCAGCUUCCCAUCGAAAACCUCGUGCGAGGUAUGAAAUAUCAGCGGCUCUCUGUUGUCGUGGUGUCACUUGCCCUUAUACUCUGUAGCUUUCUAUCGAUCAUCGUUUCGGGUUUGUACACCGUGACGGGUUGUACCUAUGCUCAUAAUAAGACCGUCUUGACGGUGGACUACUUCAACUACAAUUGGAACACGACAGCCAACUCGAGCAGCCCAGAUAAUUAUGCCGGACUUAAUUUUGCUUUAUUGAAUCUACACAACAUGUCCUACCCUGCAUGGACAUUUGAAGAGCUAGUCUAUCCGCGGAUUGAUCAGUCCACCUUGACAAGCGGUCUGCAGCAGAGCAUUUCAGCUGGUCGCGUCAAAGUCCUGAUGGAGAUUCCUGCUAUAAGGGCGUCUCUGGACUGUACCUUUGCAAUCCCCGGCCGCGCAACCUCUUUAUGGGUCAAGAAUGCUCCAGGUCCAUCCAACGAAAUGAACUUCGUCCAGAACAAUCAGAUCUACGUCCCUCAAGAAUGUCGUCCCAGUGCAGGGCGUCAAAUCAUAAAUACCACAACAACAAUCCCAGCCAUCAUUCUCGAUGAAGCAGGACAAUACUACAGUGUCCAGAAUGAAUAUCCCUGGCCGCCCUACAAGAAGUCGAACAACGCCUUCCCUGGCCAAUGCCCGCAAUUUGGCUUCACUUUUGGGUUCGCGGGUCCCCAUUCCAACAGCACAGACAAUAUCACCAGCCUGACUUGCUAUCAACAAAUUCAGCAGGUGAGGACCGUGACCACUUUCGUCCUGCCGGACUGGAUCAUCGAUGUGACGUCUCAACCUCGGGUCGACGAGGAUUCCGUUGAGACGUUGGUUCAGUAUGCAGACUACUGGCUGGGUAAAAUCUUCUCGGGCGGUCUAGGUGACACCACAUAUGCGCCGCUGGAACCAUUUUUCAUCAACGUGAUCAGUGGCAGCGAAGGCGUUCCCGAAGCGGACAUGCUGGGGCCUCAGAACCAGGAAAAGUUGUUCUCAGCCGUGCAACACAUGUAUAGAAAGUAUAUGGCCCAGGCAAUACAUUUGAACAUGCGUACAGAGGUCACUACGCCUUCACAGGCGAAGACAUACACCGCUUCUGUGCUGGACUCGGACAAGCUCUGCUUGCUUCAGAACAGGCCGCCGAGGAUAGCAUUGCAAGCCGUCCUUGGUACGAUACUGCUUUGCAUGCUGACAGGCUACAUCCUCAUCCCGACCCGCAAGCUUCUGCCUCACAGUCCGCUGUCGAUCGCCGGGACUUGGUCCUUGGUCGCAAAUGGGCCGUUUGGAAGAAGCGUUUUGCAUGGCGGCCUGGUGCCGGACGAUACAGACACUAUCGAGGAUGGUGCGUUGGUGCGACAACUGAGAGAAGCGAAACUCAUACCGCGGCUGGGCUUCUGGUCAGAAGAUGGUGAACAACCUAUUGCGUUGGAAGUGGGUGAAGAGCGACUGCGGCGAUGUCGCAAUACGCAUGGCACGGGCGCUCAUGAAGAGCCCAGCGUUUGGUACGGUAUUGGAGUUGUGACUCAGCAGCAGCAAAAACAACAACAAGGAGGAGGAGGAAGAGAAGCAGAACAUGGUGGCAUUGAUGAAGAACAGCAAGUUGUUGAAGAUGACCGCCCGAUCCUCGAAGAGCAUGUCGAGCCGGGUCACCAUGAAGCGUGA
Messenger RNA from Exophiala bonariae, 3954 nucleotides. RefSeq lists its product as uncharacterized. Bases 1 to 3954 code for a protein of 1317 amino acids. The transcript has a single exon. Lineage: Eukaryota; Fungi; Ascomycota; Eurotiomycetes; Chaetothyriales; Herpotrichiellaceae. The record is from RefSeq and is a predicted model, not a curated record.